Cylicostephanus goldi is the source of this 429-nucleotide messenger RNA. The record is from the annotation of a GenBank genome assembly. Lineage: Eukaryota; Metazoa; Nematoda; Chromadorea; Rhabditida; Strongylidae.
AUGUUCAAGGUAAGGUGUAUUGAAUCAAGAAAUCGUACGGAACAGUACAAACAAACGGAGAGUCGGUCAAGCAAAGGGAUUGCACCAAACGACAUUGUGAUCAUCUCUUUUUACAAAGAGCACAGCGACGCCUCGCGGAAUCUGCCGCACGUUCAGGAGUUGUCAACAGUGGAUGCGGUUCAAGGAUGCAAAAAGGAGGCAAUUGUGAUACUAACCACUAAGACCAACUUCGAUCCCGAGGGCGCCGAAUUCCUCGACGACAAAAAACGUAUGAACGUCGUAUUGACGCGAUGCCGUCAGGGCCAAUUUCUCCUCGGUCACUACGACUCAUUGGUGCAAUUACCCUUCUGGGGAAAGGUCCUACAGUGGUCCAACGAACACCACGCUGUUAUUCCUUCUGCCAUUUUAGGAUGGCGGUUAGGGGUCUAA